Pistacia vera is the source of this 899-nucleotide messenger RNA. Its product is annotated as tubby-like F-box protein 5. The coding region runs from base 25 to 669 and encodes 214 amino acids. The record is from RefSeq and is a predicted model, not a curated record. The transcript has a single exon. NCBI's taxonomy places the organism in Eukaryota, Viridiplantae, Streptophyta, Magnoliopsida, Sapindales, Anacardiaceae.
AACUUUUUGGGUACCAAGUUCUCCAUGUAUGACAGCCAACCUCCAUGUGGUAUAGCAGUUCAGCCAACUAAUCGUAUGAGUCGCAGAUUUCAUUCUAAGCAGGUCUCUCCAAGAGUAUCUGCAUAUAACUACAGAAUAGGCACCAUCUCCUAUGAGCUCAAUGUUCUGCGCACUAGAGGACCCAGGAGAAUGAAUUGCAUCAUGGAUUCUAUUCCUUUCUCUUCCAUCGAGGAGGGGGGCACCGCCCCAACACCAUCAUCAUUCCCACAGUCUCUUGAAGAGCACUUUUCUUCCUUCCCAGAUUUGAAGGAAAAGGAACCAGUGAUAUGUAGCGAGGCCCCAGGUUUGUCAGUUUCACCAGGAUUGACGAUGGGCACUCCUGAGCCACUGGUUCUUAAAAAUAAGGCUCCUAGAUGGCAUGAGCAGCUACAAUGCUGGUGCCUAAAUUUCAAAGGGCGUGUCACAGUGGCUUCUGUUAAGAAUUUCCAGCUUGUGGCAGCUAUUGACCCAACCCAGAAUGUGCCAGCUGCGGAGCAGGAGAAGGUAAUUCUGCAAUUUGGAAAAAUUGGAAAAGAUAUCUUCACCAUGGAUUACCACUACCCACUCUCUGCCUUCCAAGCAUUUGCAAUCUGCCUUAGCAGCUUCGACACGAAACCAGCUUGUGAAUGACAUUAUUGCAGCGCUAGAAAUGGAUGCCAUUGUCCCCGUAAUUGCAUCCUUAAAUUUUCAGUUGAUUUCCUACGCAAAAGCUGAUCAUGCAUGGUCAUUUACAACUCAGUUUCAGCAGUAUGGACAAUAAUUUUCUGGUCAUGCAAUUCGACUUGUAUUUUGUUCUUAUCAUCUUGUCGCAGCUGAAAUUCAAUUAAAAGAAGUUAAAUGAAUUAUAUUUUUAUGAUUUU